Budorcas taxicolor (takin) is the source of this 1034-nucleotide messenger RNA. RefSeq names its product mitochondrial ribosomal protein S34 (gene MRPS34). NCBI's taxonomy places the organism in Eukaryota, Metazoa, Chordata, Mammalia, Artiodactyla, Bovidae. The transcript is spliced from 3 exons. Bases 45 to 701 code for a protein of 218 amino acids. Gene Ontology annotation, molecular function: structural constituent of ribosome. The record is from RefSeq and is a predicted model, not a curated record. Gene Ontology annotation, cellular component: mitochondrial small ribosomal subunit; mitochondrion. Gene Ontology annotation, biological process: mitochondrial translation.
CGGCGGCGGAGUCUUCCGGCCGGACCGAGGAAGCCUCCCUGGCCAUGGCGCGCAGAAAGGUGCGGCCGCGGCUGAUCGCCGAGCUGGCCCGCCGUGUGCGGGCCCUGCGCGAGCAGCGGGAGCGGCCGCGCGACUCGGUGCGCUACGCCCUGGACUACGAGACGCUGAUACGGCCGCACUCGGGCCGCAAGCUGCCCAUGCGAGCAUGGGUCGACGUGCACCGCGAGAGUCGGCUCCUGCAGCUGCUCGGCCGCCUUCCGUUCUUCGGCCUGGGCCGUCUGGUCACGCGCAAGUCCUGGCUGUGGCAGCACGACGAGCCGUGCUACUGGCGCCUCACGCGCGUCCGGCCGGACUACACGGCGCAGAACCUGGACCACGGGAAGGCCUGGGGCAUCCUGACCUUCAAAGGAAAGACGGAGAGUGAGGCCCGGGAGAUCGAGCAGGUCAUGUACCACGACUGGCGGCUGGUGCCCAAACACGAGGAGGAGGCCUUCACCUCUUUAACGCCGGCGCCAGAGGAGACGCCGUGCCCCGUCCCCUACCCGCCGCUCCUCCGGGCCAUGAUUCUAGCAGAGCGACAGAAAAACGGAGACCCCAGCACGGAUGAGCCCAUGCUCAGCCUGGAGAGGAUACGCACUGAUCCCUGGGACUAUCCUGAGAAUCUGGAGGCGAAGAAAAAGACCAAGGGCACCGCAGUCUAAAGUGCGGGAGCGGACAGGCUGCCCCAAGGGUGCAAGACAGUGGGCACCCCUUUGGGUCACACCUGAAUCAGCCCCCCUGGUAUCUUGGAUCUGACCUCCCCGCCGACUUGUCGAGGAUCUACGUUUUCUUAGAAAGGGUGCGGUCUGCACCUUGUCUCCUCUGUCCCGGCUUCACCAACUCGCAGAUCUGACUGCCAGAAGUGGCUCCUGGGGGCACGCUGGAAGCAGCAGGGCAGCAGGUGUGGAGCCCUGUGCUGGCCUGUCGCUUCCACCUUGGCUCCCCUUCCCACGACCCGGGCAGAAACUGAACGCGAAUAAAGACACAUGAAGUAG